UGCAAGAUACACGGCAGAAGAGUUGGCAACCUCACCCCAAGUGAUUCAAUCCCUCAAAACACUACUCUGCUUUUCUAUGCCAACAUGGCCUCUCUUCUUCAGCCAAAAACAUUGACUAAAAUUGUGUAGAUUUAUUGUGAUUAGUUUCUGGUGUUUUUUGUUUUGAGCUCUGAAGGAGGAGGAAGAUCAUUGAAAUGGCUGCCGGUGGUGUUGGUGUGUCUGUUACUACUCCGGCAGGUGUGGCCAAGGAGAGAGCAGAGGAGUACCAGGGGAAGGUCACCGUUUAUGUGGUGGUUGCAUGUAUUAUUGCCGCCACGGGCGGCGCUCUAUUCGGCUAUGACAUUGGAAUUUCAGGGGGUGUGACAUCAAUGGAUGCAUUUCUCAAGAAAUUCUUCAAGACAGUCUAUAUUAAAAAGCAGCAUGCACAUGAAAGCAAUUACUGCAAGUAUGACAACCAAGGGCUUGCAGCAUUUACUUCCUCUCUUUACCUUGCCGGAAUGGUGGCAUCUGUUGUGGCGUCGCCCGUUACUAGGAAUUAUGGGCGUAAGGCAAGUAUAAUCUGUGGUGGGAUCAGCUUUCUUAUUGGAGCAUCUCUAAAUGCUGGAGCCGUUAACCUGGCAAUGCUCAUCUUUGGUAGGAUCAUGCUUGGCGUCGGCAUUGGAUUUGGAGAUCAGGUUGUUCCACUUUAUUUAUCAGAGAUGGCACCAACCCAUGUUCGAGGAGGCCUAAACAUGACGUUUCAACUGGCAACAACCUUGGGGAUCUUUACCGCUAACAUGAUCAACUAUGGAACACAGAAGCUUGAACCAUGGGGCUGGAGGCUCUCUUUGGGCCUUGCUGCUGUACCAGCUCUGCUGAUGACAGUCGGAGGAAUAUUUAUCCCUGAGACACCUAACAGCAUGAUUGAAAGAGGAAAUACAGAGAAAGGAAGGGACAUCCUAGAGAAAAUUAGAGGCACUGAGAAUGUCAGUGCUGAGUUCCAGGAUAUGAUGGAUGCCAGUGAGUUGGCCAAUUCAAUCAAACAUCCCUUUAGAAACAUUCUUAAGAGAAGGAACAGGCCACAACUGGUUAUGGCAAUCUUAUUGCCGGCUUUCCAGAUCCUCACAGGCAUAAACUCCAUUCUCUUCUAUGCUCCAGUGUUGUUCCAGAGCAUGGGAUUUGGAGGAAAUGCUUCACUUUAUGCUGCAGCUUUGACCGGAGCCGUUCUAUUUUUAUCUACACUUGUUGCCAUAGCAACAGUGGAUAGACUGGGUCGAAGAAUUUUGCUCAUCAGCGGUGGGAUACUGAUGAUUACCUGCCAGGUUAUAGUUGCCAUCAUCUUGGCAGUCAAGUUCGGCAACAACCAAGAGUUGACAAAAGGGUUCUCCAUACUGGUGGUGGCUUUCAUCUGCAUCUUUGUGUUUGCUUUUGGGGUGUCAUGGGGUGGACUAGGCUGGACAAUUCCGAGUGAGAUAUUUCCAUUAGAAACGCGAUCAGCGGGACAGAGCAUUACAGUUGCUGUCAACCUUUUAUUCACUUUCAUCAUAGCCCAGUCUUUCCUUGCCCUUCUUUGUGCAUUCAAAUUCGGAAUCUUCCUCUUUUUUGCUAGCUGGAUUACUGUCAUGACCGUCUUUGUUUAUGCCUUUCUUCCUGAAACCAAAGGAGUUCCUAUUGAAGAGAUGAUACUUCUAUGGAGGAAGCACUGGUUCUGGAAAAAAAUAGUUGCCGAGCAUCAAGGAUUUCACGAGAGCAACGGCCGGCAAACCAAUCAAACAGAGUUGAGCGCAACAAUCACAUAGCACACAGGUUCAGCAGCAUACUUCAAGGGAAAUUUCAAAUACUUCACAAACCUAUUCUCUCAUUAUAACUUAAUGUAGUCAUCAACUAUCCUUUGCCUUAUCGAAACUGUGUGACUGGAAUACCAUGAGCAAAAAAAAUUCCCACGAAUCCCAUGGAUAGAUCAUGUCAGAGAACAACCCAGGUUUAAUUUCUUUCUGAAUAAUGUAUAUAACUCUGAUUUGUUCUUUAGGAAUGGACUGAUUUGGCUUGUUUACCACAAAUAAUGUACACUAUUUGGUAAA
Molecule: messenger RNA, 2060 nt
Organism: Tripterygium wilfordii
Lineage: Eukaryota; Viridiplantae; Streptophyta; Magnoliopsida; Celastrales; Celastraceae
Product: sugar transport protein 7-like
Exons: 4
Coding region: 195-1778 (527 amino acids)
Biological process (GO): monosaccharide transmembrane transport
Cellular component (GO): membrane
Molecular function (GO): monosaccharide transmembrane transporter activity
Source: RefSeq, a predicted model, not a curated record